UGCCCUUUUCCCAGUGUCUGUGGUGUGCCCCCUCUGCCCCCCUAGGGCCUGGGAUUCUCUUUGCUACCCGAAGUGACGGGCUCAGGAGCCGGAGGGGGUGGGGGCCAGCAGCAGCUGGAAGGGGAAUUGAGUGGGAAGGGGCCGGCGCUGGCAGCCGGAGAGAGUUUGAUGGAUUACUCUGCAGGCCGAGAGGUUUCUCCCUAAUCCCCCUUUGUGUCCCGGCCUGCAGCCCCCUCACCCUCUCUGACAAGCUGCUAAGCAGAAGGCUUCCAGUAACGGUGAAGAAAAGGCAGCUCAGCAGGGCGAACUCUAAAUCCCUGGCCUCCAGGCCCUGGGGGAGGCAGGCACCAGGGAGCAAGUCCGGGAUGGGGCUGGGGUCCCCCGUCCCACUGCCGGCCCUUAUUCUUUCUUAGGAGUCCCUGAGGUGGGGGGGCUUCAUUCUGAGUGGGGUCCUCAGGUUCCCCUGGGAGCCCUGUGAAGUCGUGGGCCUCCGCUUUUUCUGCAAAUCACUGUUUUUUUCUAGGGCAAGACUGGGGAAAGCAGAGACCCUCACUGCUUUGGAAAUAUUUGGCCCCAGAGAAUCAAAGACUGAGUGGGUUGGGAGUCACCAAAGCCGUGGUUGUCUAAUGCCGUGUCCCUCCCACCAUCUCCCCAGCAGCCCAAGCACACGGCACCCCUCACAAAGGGGAUCUGUCAUGAUGGGGAGCUCAUUGUCUCACAAGAAUGCUCAUUUCCAGGUCUCCUGGCUAGUGCAGGCUCUUUCUGGGGUGUCCCCAAGGCUCCCGUGGAGCUGCCGUGAGGGUGGGGCUCGUGGGGAGUGCAGUGUGCCAGGUUUCAUUAGGUAAGGUGACAGCAUUGAUCCCAUGGGACUGGGGCGAGGAGGGGGUGGGUAAUGGGGAGGAGGGCUGGGGAACCCCCAGACCUGAGAGGUCCACUCCCUGCCCCCAACCUAGAGGACCCUGGAGAGCUCAGUUUGGAGCAAGGUGCUGGGGUCGCCCCUUCUCUGCCAUCUCACUGACCUGGGGCAGGGCAGCCUUGGUGGGGUGUGUGUCCGGGAGGUUGGCCCAGGGUGACCCCACCCGCUUUCCUCAGCUGAGUCAUUAUUCCUCGUGCCUCACCAGCCCCCGAUUUCCCCUUCUGUGGGGAGGGCUGCGGGGUAGCUGUGAAGGGGAGAGGAGCCGCUUCUGAGGAGCCUGGGAGAAAGCAGAGCGUCUUUGAUCUGAGUGAUGAGACGUGUCCCCACUGAGGUGCCCCACAGCAGCAGGUGUUGAGCAUGGGCUGAGAAGCUGGACCGGCACCAAAGGGCUGGCGGAAAUGGGCGCCUGGCUGAUUCCUAGGCAGUUGGCGGCAGCAAGGAGGAGAGGCCGCAGCUUCUGGAGCAGAGCCGAGACGAAGCAGUUCUGGAGUGCCUGAACGGCCCCCUGAGCCCUACCCGCCUGGCCCACUAUGGUCCAGAGGCUGUGGGUGAGCCGCCUGCUGCGGCACCGGAAAGCCCAGCUCUUGCUGGUCAACCUGCUAACCUUUGGCCUGGAGGUGUGUUUGGCCGCAGGCAUCACCUAUGUGCCGCCUCUGCUGCUGGAAGUGGGGGUAGAGGAGAAGUUCAUGACCAUGGUGCUGGGCAUUGGUCCAGUGCUGGGCCUGGUCUGUGUCCCGCUCCUAGGCUCAGCCAGUGACCACUGGCGUGGACGCUAUGGCCGCCGCCGGCCCUUCAUCUGGGCGCUGUCCUUGGGCAUCCUGCUGAGCCUCUUUCUCAUCCCAAGGGCUGGCUGGCUAGCAGGGCUGCUGUGCCCGGAUCCCAGGCCCCUGGAGCUGGCACUGCUCAUCCUGGGCGUGGGGCUGCUGGACUUCUGUGGCCAGGUGUGCUUCACUCCACUGGAGGCCCUGCUCUCUGACCUCUUCCGGGACCCGGACCACUGUCGCCAGGCCUACUCUGUCUAUGCCUUCAUGAUCAGUCUUGGGGGCUGCCUGGGCUACCUCCUGCCUGCCAUUGACUGGGACACCAGUGCCCUGGCCCCCUACCUGGGCACCCAGGAGGAGUGCCUCUUUGGCCUGCUCACCCUCAUCUUCCUCACCUGCGUAGCAGCCACACUGCUGGUGGCUGAGGAGGCAGCGCUGGGCCCCACCGAGCCAGCAGAAGGGCUGUCGGCCCCCUCCUUGCCGCCCCACUGCUGUCCAUGCCGGGCCCGCUUGGCUUUCCGGAACCUGGGCGCCCUGCUUCCCCGGCUGCACCAGCUGUGCUGCCGCAUGCCCCGCACCCUGCGCCGGCUCUUCAUGGCUGAGCUGUGCAGCUGGAUGGCACUCAUGACCUUCACGCUGUUUUACACGGAUUUCGUGGGCGAGGGGCUGUACCAGGGCGUGCCCAGAGCUGAGCCGGGCACCGAGGCCCGGAGACACUAUGAUGAAGGCGUUCGGAUGGGCAGCCUGGGGCUGUUCCUGCAGUGCGCCAUCUCCCUGGUCUUCUCUCUGGUCAUGGACCGGCUGGUGCAGCGAUUCGGCACUCGAGCAGUCUAUUUGGCCAGUGUGGCAGCUUUCCCUGUGGCUGCCGGUGCCACAUGCCUGUCCCACAGUGUGGCCGUGGUGACAGCUUCAGCCGCCCUCACCGGGUUCACCUUCUCAGCUCUGCAGAUCCUGCCCUACACACUGGCCUCCCUCUACCACCGGGAGAAGCAGGUGUUCCUGCCCAAAUACCGAGGGGACACUGGAGGUGCUAGCAGUGAGGACAGCCUGAUGACCAGCUUCCUGCCAAGCCCUAAGCCUGGAGCUCCCUUCCCUAAUGGACACGUGGGUGCUGGAGGCAGUGACCUGCUCCCACCUCCACCCGCACUCUGCGGGGCCUCUGCCUGUGAUGUCUCCGUACGUGUGGUGGUGGGUGAGCCCACCGAGGCCAGGGUGGUUCCGGGCCGGGGCAUCUGCCUGGACCUCGCCAUCCUGGAUAGUGCCUUCCUGCUGUCCCAGGUGGCCCCGUCCCUGUUUAUGGGCUCCAUCGUCCAGCUCAGCCAGUCUGUCACUGCCUAUAUGGUGUCUGCCGCAGGCCUGGGUCUGGUCGCCAUUUACUUUGCUACACAGGUAGUAUUUGACAAGAGCGACUUGGCCAAAUACUCAGUGUAGAAAACUUCCAGCACAUUGGGGUGGAGGGCCUGCCUCAGUGGGUCCCAGCUCCCCCCUCCUGUUAGCCCCAUUGGGGCUGCCUGGCUGGCCGCCAGUUUCUGUUGCUGCCAAAGUAAUGUGGCUCUCUGCUGCCACCCUGUGCUGCUGAGGUGCGUAGCUGCACAGCUGGGGGCUGGGGCGUCCCUCUCCUCUCUCCCCAGUCUCUAGGGCUGCCUGACCGGAGGCCUUCCAAGGGGGUUUCAGUCUGGACUUAUACAGAGAGGCCAGGAGGGCUCCAUGCACUGGAAUGCGGGGACUCUGCAGGUGGAUUACCCAGGCUCAGGGUUAACAGCUAGCCUCCUAGUUGAGACACACCUAGAGAAGGGUUUUUGGGAGCUGAAUAAACUCAGUCACCUGGUUUCCCACCUCUAAGCCCCUUAACCUGCAGCUUCGUUUAAUGUAGCUCUUGCAUGGGAGUUUCUAGGAUGAAACACUCCUCCAUGGGAUUUGAACAUAUGAAAGUUAUUUGUAGGAGAAGAGUCCUGAGGGGCAACACACAAGAACCAGGUCCCCUCAGCCCACAGCACUGUCUUUUUGCUGAUCCACCCCCCUCUUACCUUUUAUCAGGAUGUGGCCUGUUGGUCCUUCUGUUGCCAUCACAGGGACACAGGCAUUUAAAUAUUUAACUUAUUUAUUUAACAAAGUAGAAGGGAAUCCAUUGCUAGCUUUUCUGUGUUGGUGUCUAAUAUUUGGGUAGGGUGGGGGAUCCCCAACAAUCAGGUCCCCUGAGAUAGCUGGUCAUUGGGCUGAUCAUUGCCAGAAUCUUCUUCUCCUGGGGUCUGGCCCCCCAAAAUGCCUAACCCAGGACCUUGGAAAUUCUACUCAUCCCAAAUGAUAAUUCCAAAUGCUGUUACCCAAGGUUAGGGUGUUGAAGGAAGGUGGAGGGUGGGGCUUCAGGUCUCAACGGCUUCCCUAACCACCCCUCUUCUCUUGGCCCAGCCUGGUUCCCCCCACUUCCACUCCCCUCUACUCUCUCUAGGACUGGGCUGAUGAAGGCACUGCCCAAAAUUUCCCCUACCCCCAACUUUCCCCACCGGCUCCACAGCCCUGUUUGGAGCUACUGCAGGACCAGAAGCACAAAGUGCGGUUUCCCAAGCCUUUGUCCAUCUCAGCCCCCAGAGUAUAUCUGUGCUUGGGGAAUCUCACACAGAAACUCAGGAGCACCCCCUGCCUGAGCUAAGGGAGGUCUUAUCUCUCAGGGGGGUUUAAGUGCCGUUUGCAAUAAUGUCGUCUUAUUUAUUUAGCGGGGUGAAUAUUUUAUACUGUAAGUGAGCAAUCAGAGUAUAAUGUUUAUGGUGACAAAAUUAAAGGCUUUCUUAUAUG
Molecule: messenger RNA, 4470 nt
Organism: Gorilla gorilla gorilla (western lowland gorilla)
Lineage: Eukaryota; Metazoa; Chordata; Mammalia; Primates; Hominidae
Gene: SLC45A3
Product: solute carrier family 45 member 3
Exons: 5
Coding region: 1447-3108 (553 amino acids)
Biological process (GO): transmembrane transport
Cellular component (GO): membrane
Molecular function (GO): sucrose:proton symporter activity
Source: RefSeq, a predicted model, not a curated record